Molecule: messenger RNA, 2010 nt
Organism: Penicillium longicatenatum
Lineage: Eukaryota; Fungi; Ascomycota; Eurotiomycetes; Eurotiales; Aspergillaceae
Product: putative pyruvate carboxylase
Exons: 2
Coding region: 1-2010 (669 amino acids)
Molecular function (GO): ATP binding; metal ion binding
Source: RefSeq, a predicted model, not a curated record
AUGUCAUUCCCGCACUCUCGGCCCAUCAAACGACUGCUGGUCGCGAAUAGGGGUGAAAUUGCUGUUCGCAUACUCAAUGCUGCACGGGAGCUUCUGGAUCCCGUAGAGACAGUUGCUAUCUACACAUCAGACGACCGUUCGCAUUGUGAUCUGGGGCAUCCAGAUCGAGCAGUACAAAUACCAACCCCUGCUUCCUAUCUGGACAUAUCAUGUCUGGUAGAUAUCGCACGGAAAUACUCCAUCGAUUCAGUACAUCCAGGAUAUGGAUUCCUCAGCGAGAGCGCGGAAUUCGCGCAACGCAUGUGGGACGAAGCGGGCGCUAUCGUCAUAGGACCAGGCCCGGAGAAUCUUGCUCGUACAGGAGACAAGCUUCAGGCCAAGCAGCUAGCACGUCAAUGUGCAGUUCCCAUACUGGAGGCUAUGAGCCAGCCAACCGGUGACGUCGGCGAGGCGCGGGCCUUUGCUAGACGAGUUGGCUUUCCGGUUAUGAUUAAAGCCGUCGAUGGAGGAGGUGGUCGGGGUAUUCGCCUUGUGCAUGAGGAAUCUGAACUCGAUAAUGGUAUUCAGCGGGCUAUUGGCGAGUCCCCGUCCCGCACGGUGUUUGUUGAAAAGGCUGCUGUGGAUGGAUUUCACCAUGUUGAAAUCCAGGUUAUAGGUGAUGGGACUGGUCAAGUGCGUCACUUGUGGGAGAGAGACUGCAGUGUGCAGAGACGAUUCCAGAAAGUCGUGGAGUGUGCUCCUGCGCUGAUGCGCGAUCGAGGCCUGGUUUCUCAGGUGAUUGACUGCGCAUUGAAGAUGGCGAGCAACAUUCGCUAUCUGUCUCUGGGAACAUUUGAGUUCCUGGUCAGUGAGCAAAAGGGAGAAUUCUAUUUCCUGGAAAUCAACCCGCGACUUCAAGUGGAGCAUACGAUCACAGAGUCUAUCAGUGGCAUAGAUCUAGUGCAGACCCAACUUCUGCUGGCCCAUGGGAAGACAUUCAAUGAGCUUGGUCUUGGCCCAGAUGUCGACUCAAGCGCCCCGCCGCCGGCAAAUUCCUUCUCCAUACAGCUCCGGUUGUGUGCUGAAGAUCCAGGAAACAACUUUGCACUCAGUAUUGGCAAGAUUACCGAGUUCAAUGUCCCCAGUGGGCAGGGAAUUCGAGUCGACACGCAUGUCUCCAGUACCUCGUCAUUGGUUGUUGGCUCCAACUUUGAUAAUCUACUAGCUAAAAUUAUCAUCACAGGAUCAAGUUGGGGUGCAACCGUUAGAAAGGCCCAGAGAGUACUUACUGACACUAAAAUAUCUGGUGUCAAGACUAACAUCAGCCUUCUCCGAGGCAUUAUGGCGCAUGCCGAUUUCAUGGCUGGCGAUACUGAUACCCAGUGGCUGGGGACCAAGCUGAAAGAAAUUUGUCAGUUGGGCGAAGAUAUCUCACGAUCACUUCGCGAUCAACAAGGGCCUGCUAGCUCUUCCCAGCAAUCACUGGCACAAGGCGGACUACCAUCUUCGAAUUUGCUGUUCCGCAAGGGAGAUGCAUGGUCGAUCCGUUUGGAGCCACUUCACAACGACACCUCACAAACAUCAGCCAGCGUUGCACACCACAUGAAACUAUCUCGAGUACUCCGCAAUGACUUUCCCACGUCACUCGCAGCUGAGAUUGAAUACACAACGCCAGAAUCCAAGACAGCGAUUCCUUACCGAAUGCAGCUGGAUGCCACUACCACCGCUGCUUCGGCAUUAGUCUCUUCCUCCCACCGACGUGGAGAUCCGAGUAAUCCGCGCCAUAUAAUUCUGCCUCUGUCUGGGAAGCUUAUCGAGAUGUUAGUUAUCCAGGGGGAAGAUGUUGUCGAGAAUCAAGUGCUGGCCUUUGUCAAGCAAAUGAAGAUGGAACUGGAAGUGCGCAGCCCUCGAGCUGGAAAGGUACAUUGGGUAUAUGAAAUGGAGAACGAUGAAGAGGAUGUUGCGGAGGGAAUGUUGCUGGUUGAAUUGACGGAGCCACAAGAGCAAGAACAACUACGAGGGAAGCUAUAA